Messenger RNA from Rosa chinensis, 948 nucleotides. RefSeq names its product U-box domain-containing protein 14. Gene Ontology annotation, cellular component: nucleus; cytoplasm. The record is from RefSeq and is a predicted model, not a curated record. The transcript has a single exon. NCBI's taxonomy places the organism in Eukaryota, Viridiplantae, Streptophyta, Magnoliopsida, Rosales, Rosaceae. The coding region runs from base 1 to 948 and encodes 315 amino acids.
AUGGCAACCCCUCUGAAACCAGCGCCGGGAGCAAUGUCAGCAGUUCGGAUUCGUGAGGCUAUUAGGACGUGCCUCUCUGAGGCUCGGUCAGACUUGGGUGAAGUUCAGCAAAAAGCUCUUCAGACCUUGGUUUCCAUCACCAAGGUGAGCCCCCAGAACAGAAACCUACUUGCACAAACAGAAGGAGCCAUCCCUGCCUUACUCGCCCUCUCAAAAUCUUCAUCCAGCACCACUCAGAUUCUCGCAUUGUCCAUCCUCUUCAACCUUUCCCUGAAUCUUGAUCUAAAGCUAUCACUAGCAGAUAUAGAAACCAUUUACCACCUCAAUACCAUAAUUUCCGACCCAACAGAAUCUGGCAAGCUAGCAUCCUCACUGGUCUGCAGUUUAGCUAUGCUCGACAAGAACAAGGCCAAGUUUGGAGUAGCAGGCACAAUCCAAUUGCUUGUCAAUGCCAUAUCAGGUCCCCGUGGUCCUGCUGCUCAUCACCUCCUUAGCUCUCUCGCUGAGCUUGUUCGGUUCCAUGGGAACUGCACUGUGGCAGUGAGGGAAGGUGCUGUUCCUGCGCUUCUCCAAAUGGUGGAGAGCACCGAUGGUGAGGACCUAGCCGGAACCUCUCUUCUGGUCCUAGGCCUCCUUGCAAGGUUUGAUGAAGGGCUGAGUGCUUUGAGCAAAACUGAGCAGAUUGUGAGUUCAAUGGUACAAGUGUUCAAAGGGAGGUGCAUGUUGAGCAAGGAAGGUGCAGCUGAACUUCUGCUUCUCCUCUUUGACGAAAGCGAGGGAUGCGUGAGAGAUGCUCUAAGGCUUCAAGAUUUUUCGAGUUUGGUUGCUGAUAUUUCAGUCAGAGGAUCAGCUAGAGCUAGAGAGAAGGCUGCUUUGCUGAUGAAGAAGAUGAUGGAUGCUGACAUGGAUUCUUAUGUGGAUGGAAACCCCAUGUUUUCCCAGUGGUAA